Molecule: messenger RNA, 1752 nt
Organism: Oncorhynchus nerka (sockeye salmon)
Lineage: Eukaryota; Metazoa; Chordata; Actinopteri; Salmoniformes; Salmonidae
Gene: gemin2
Product: gem (nuclear organelle) associated protein 2
Exons: 10
Coding region: 715-1509 (264 amino acids)
Biological process (GO): spliceosomal complex assembly; spliceosomal snRNP assembly
Cellular component (GO): spliceosomal complex; SMN complex; nucleus
Source: RefSeq, a predicted model, not a curated record
ACCCUGGAAGUCCAGUCAUGUAGAAUGGUCCACAGUGAAACUGGGUAGUUAAAAAACUGUGGUGAAAUGGUGUUCCAAGUUGAAUAGUCAUGUUGCGUUGAAUUCCAUUGUGCCAAAUGAACAUUGCCUUCACGUUGUUGCAGUCACAUCUCAACAAGUAAACAUGUUUCAAUGGCUAAAUGAGGAGGGAAUCAAGAUACAAGGUAACUGAGGAGUAAUGAUUAACGUGGCAACAGUGCUUGCAACAAGAAUGAUUUAAUUUACCAAGGCAAGGGCUGAUCUAUAAGCAAUACAAACAAUCAAUGUUUAUUGGAGAAGUAUCUCCCUUCAGGUGAUUUUAAUUAUUUGUACAGUAAUUAUGACGUAGUAUAUUUUGUUGAAAAAAAUAAUAUGUUAUUGGUCAUUAUGUUGGAAAGCAACGCGUGGAAAAUUAUGUUGUAGACCUUGACCUGUGGAAUUUGGAAUGCCAAAAUAAACAUGUAGCGUUAUCUUUAAAUAACCAUGGCAACGGGCACAUUCUAAACGCGUCAUGAUUCGCACUUGAAACAAAAUGGCGUCAAAGUUUAAUUUGAUGUGAGACUUGUGUCCUUAUCCAACAAAACAACCUUUAUAACGUGAUAACAGAAGUACAGUAGUAAAUACAAGUGUCAUUAGUUGCCUGUUAAUCUAACAGUAUAUCAAUCCGACACUGAGCAAAUAAUUUGGAGUUUCAGCAUGAAAUCCGACGUGGAGGAACUGAUGCCCAGGCUUCUGCCUGUGGAAAUAUGCGACACUGGCGAAGACUUCAAUCUAAACGAGCCUCCAAGAAAUCCCCAGGAGUAUUUGAGACAGGUUCAAUUAGAGGCGUCUCUCUGUCCUGAUGUUGUGGUGGCGAAGAUUGAUCCAAAGAAAUUGAGAAAGAAACAAUCAGUGAACGUGUCGCUCACAGGUUGCCAAGCUGCUCCUCAAGGAUUUUCACCGAGUUUAAAAUGGCAGCGACAGCAAGUCAGCAACUUCUCAGAAAUAAGACAGAGUAUCAGUAAGCAUAGACAACACUGGAGUGGUCAUGCAUUGGAUGACAAUGUGUUAAUGCCAAAACAGGACGCGGAGGAACAAUGGAAAAAGUUCUGCCUGGGUGAAAAUGUUUAUUUGAACUCUCCUCCCAUUGACCCUGGUGCUGAAGAUCGAGCCCUUGAUUAUGUGAAGGUUGGUUUUCCACCUUUCCUUAGUAUAGUGAGCAGAUUAAAUCAGGCCACAAUCUCUGCAGUUUUGGAGUACUUGAUAAACUGGUUUGAAGAGAGAGAGUUUGUCCCGCAGUUGGGAAGAUGGCUGUAUGCACUGCUGGCUUGCCUUGAGAAACCUCUUCUCCCUGAAGCACAUUCCCUAAUAAGACAGCUGGCCAGACGGAGUUCUGAAGUGCGGGCCAAUCUGGAAAGCCAGGAAGAUGAAAGGUUGUCUCCUCUAAACUUGAUGAUCUGCCUUGUUGCUAGGUACUUUGAUCAGAACGACUUGGCCGAUAAGGAGGACUAAAUGGGUUAAUGUGGUGAAAUCCACGAUUUGAGGCUGAAACUGAUCACACCAUGAACUGUAGCUCUAUGAACCCAUCAUCAUGCUCAGAUUUGGGAUCCAUGGGAAGUUGCACUGUGGUGAUUUGUGAGGAAAAUGUACCCAAUAAAUGGUGAAAUUGGACUGUUUUUUUUUUCUUUUUUUCUAUUAUAGUUAGUAUUCAACUUCUGCUAUUGUUGGAAUUAAAUAAAAUGUUUGCUUUCACAA